AUGAUAGCCGAAAAUUAUUAAACCUAAAUAUAAGCUUAAAACAAAUAAAAUUAAUUAUCUUGCCAAAUUCAUAAAGGAUCACCCUUCUAAUUCAUUGAAGUUUACAACAAGCAAGUACCUUAGACAGCUGUUUGCUGUAAGUGUGUGACAAAAUUUAUGAUGAAAGGAGAGAAUUUAUUAUGUAUAGAUGAUGUGAUAUCUUGUGAAAGCAAAACAGUGUUUCUCAACUGGCCUUUUCUAGAGAAGAGAGAAGUUCUUUAAGAGUAUUAAAAUAUCAUAGAAAACUAACUAGAUGAUAUUUGUCCUUUGCACAUAAUAAAUGAUUUCUUUAACGAUAUGGAGAAAUAGGUUGUUGAAAAGAUCGUCGGAUGCAAAAAAAAAAUUUUGGCAGAAGUUGAAGAGUUUUUUAUGACAAAGGAUAAACUGAAUUCUAUUUACAACGAAGUAUCAUAGAAAGAACUUCUUUAAGUAUAAAUUAAAAAUCUAUGCGAAGGUAACAAUUCGUUAGAGGAGCUAGAUCAAAUGAUUAAUAAAUGUAAAGAAAAAUAUAAAGAAAACUUGGACAUUUUGCAGCACAAUUUAAACCUCUACAAUUAAUCUUAGCAAAUUUUGUAAUUAAAAGAACCUCAGAUGUUUUUAGAAUAAAUCUUGCUUUUUAUUGAUCAGAUAUUUUUUAAUCUAACUAGUGGAAGUAAUAAAUAUUUAUAGUAAUCUUCUUAUUAUGAACAGAUUGAAAACAAUUAGAAUAUAGUUAAUAAAAUUAUUUCAUUAAUAAAUAAUCCAUCAAAUUACUGUAAUCAAGAUUUCAUCUCUUAGCUUUAAAAAUAUUUGAAUAUAUAUGCUCCUCUAUUUAAUCGCAUUAAUUUCAAUGAAGUUUAUAAUCCAUCAAAAACUCCUAUUGAUUUCAGCUAAAUUAAAGAUAGUCAAUACAAAAAUUUAGAAAUUUAUAUAAAUUAGCUAUAAAAAAUAAAUUAAAUAAGUAUACUUGCAGAUGAUAGUGCUAAUUAAAUAUAACAAAAAUUUAAAUAAAUGGAUAGUUUACUUAGUGAAUUAAAUAAUUCUAAUGAAGCCAUAGUCAAAUAUGAGUCGAACAGAGUCAAUGAAAUAAAAAAAAGAAACAAUGUCAUCACUGAUAAAACACAAUCAUGCUACUUCAUUAAAUCUGCUGUAGAUGAGUGUUCAUAAAAUUAUUAAUUUAUUAGUAGAAGCGAAAAUAUAUUAGAAUUAAAAAAUCAAAGACCAGGAUACUACAUUUAAGCUUUUUAUGAUUAAAUAAUAUAACCAAAUAAAAAGUAUGUCAUUAGAAUUUAGUUUGAACCUUUUAAUUCUUAGUAAAAGAAUUACGAAAUUAGUAUUGGAAUUAUUUAAAGUAAUAAGAUAAAUUCUAAUUUUAUUAAUGCAUCUUCUCUCUGCUUCACAAAUAAAGAUCAAGAGUACUUCAAUGUUGUCAAAAAAGGAAAACCGUUCAAUGAUGCUUCCUGUAGACAUGAGACCAAAAUGAGGACCUUAGAAUAUCAAAUGUGUUUAGAAGAGAAGUACUUUUAGCUAUCAGAUUAUCCUGGGUAUGAAAAUAUAACAAUUGCAGGAGAAGAAAAUUUACGUCAGCUAGAUUUAAAUAAGUAGUACAUGUUCGGAAUUGAAUAUUAUUCAAUUGAAAAAAUCAAAAUUGUAUUUAUAGCAGAGGUUUUAGCUUUUGUUAACGAAUGA
Messenger RNA from Tetrahymena thermophila SB210, 1707 nucleotides. RefSeq names its product ubiquitin family protein. The record is from RefSeq and is a predicted model, not a curated record. Lineage: Eukaryota; Ciliophora; Oligohymenophorea; Hymenostomatida; Tetrahymenidae. The transcript has a single exon.